AGUGUAGUAGUGUGUUAACAGUAGGCUGUGCGAAAUUUGAAUUCAUUUUUCUGGCUUUAUCAACGUAAUAAUUUUAUAAUUGAAAGUGGAAAAUUAUUUUUGCGAUUCGCUUUUUAGUUUUGUAGAAGUUAAAUUCAACUUUGGUGUAUCAUCAUUAAUGUGCUAUUGUAAUCUGACUUAUGCUUUGAAAGUAUGUAUGGGUUUUAAUCAAUCGUGAUAUUUCCAAAAUUCCGUUUGGUGUUUGCAAAAUUAUCUACCCAUAGAGGUUUGUAUUAAAUGAAACAACAUGAUUGAAGUAACCGUAAAGACGUUGGACGCUCAGAACCAUCAUUUUACCGUACCUGAUGACUAUACCGUCGAACAAUUGAAAGAACACAUCGCUGAAACGAUUCAGAUUCCUAGUGAUUCUCAACGUUGUAUUUAUCUAGGACAAGUUUUACAAAAUGAAACUAAAUUAUCCGAAUACGAUGUUAACGGUAAAGUCAUACACGUCGUACAGAGACCACCUCCCAGCAGUGCUUAUUCUUCUAAUGCUCAGGGUUCGACAAACAGCGCAUCGUCCACAAAUCGUCGAUCAGAUACGCAUACCGGUACAAUGUACUUGGGAGCCAUGGCAUUUCCUUCGGAUUUCAUGGAAGGAGGCUUGACAUUCUUGCAUUCCCGCACUAAUUUAUCAGUGAAUCGUUUGGUAUUCGCUAGAACGCUUCUACGUCGAGCUAUCGGUAACAUCAAUUCGUUAGAAAACGCUAAUUACUUCGGAGCAGCUACGGAGCAAUCUCAGUCAGCUACCAACCAAGCUGCUAACGCGUUAGCCGAAGAUCUGAAUACAGAAGCGAGCGGAAGUAUUGCGGAUCCAGGUCCGGAUGUUGAAAUACGAAUCGAAAUACCUAAUUCCCAACAUGAUACUGUACCGGAGUCGAUGGUCGGAGGAGACGAACCAGCUGAAACACUCGGUGUAGGUUCCGACGAUCCGAGAGAACGGCCUCAAACCGAAGAAAGCACAGCCGCCGGAAGUGGUUCAUCCAGUACACAACAGGAAAGUUUCAGCGCUAAUGCGGGCAGUGGUCCUCAAGAUGACGCCAGCAGGAGACGUUCCCGUACUACGAUGAUGGCUCAAGUUCUAGGCGCAGCGUUACAUACUCAAGUUCGUUUGAUUCCGUUUAUGAGACUGUUGAGACAAUAUUUGCUUCAAGAUACAGCUUUCGGUCCAGAUAUACAAACAACCCAUACCGAAGAACAAGUCCAACAAUUGUACAAUUCCGUUUCCGAACUGAUGCAUUAUUUCGCUCAUAUUUACCACAUGCUUAGCGAUAUCAUGUGCGACUUCAGUCAACCACCUCCUCGUACAUUGAGAUGUCGUACUGUAGUUGUUCAACAACAACACGCUUCUUUGAGGAGAGAACCUCGAGCUAGGUCUACUGUUAUUCGAUCUCCUGUCGUAGCUGUUCGUACGACUCCGCCUAGUACAUCUACAGCGACCGGAGACUCCGCUAGUGCGCCGCCGACAACCGAAUCGUCUGAAAAUAAUGCGAAUGCUGAAACAUCCAACAUGAGCGGAGAUGCCGGUACAUCAUCUGUUGAAGUUGUUAUCGAAGAAGCCGAUACUACUAAUAUUCACGAUAAUAAUGACGAAAGCAUGGAUACCAGCGAACCAAUCAUUCCUGGAGCUGAAAUACAUAUUGAAGGAAGCAGUGCUGGUGUAAAUGAGAAUUCGAACGGUCCUACUGUAACAGUUAGAGGAAGAACUGGCAAUACGUACGUUAUUCAGUCUAUGCCUGAGAAUAUUGUACCAGAAGGAAUACGAAUCAAUUCGGUCGAAGCUACUAUUCUGACACCUAACGAUGAUAUUGCUAGUGCUCUGGGUGCUGGAGGAGCAAAUCCGAGAUGGAGAGGUGGUUUCUUGCCAACCGAGGUGCUACAAAACAUGUUUGGUUUCGUUAACCAUUUCCGUCACAAUCACCGACCUCCUCGAACCGCAUCCGGCGAAAGGAGCACCAGCAGUAGCAGCAGCAGACCUCAAACCGGUGGUAGUGCUUCGGGCGAAACCGAACAAACCGGCAGUCAAACAUCAACAUCAAACACCAACGGCACCGACGACAGUAAUCCACAACAGCAACAACAGGCACAGUCUCAACAGCAACCUCAACAACAACAAUCGAGCCAGAAUACUUCGAGUAGCGGUGGCAGUGGUAGCAGCAGUGGUGGCGGCGCAGGUAGUGGUGGUAGCGAAAGAUUCGUAGAGUUCGACGUACCCGGCUUCGGACGAACAUUUGAUCCAUUCUUGCCUUGUCAUUCGCACCAUAUCCAUCCGAUCUUAUCGCGUGGCGGUAGCAUUAGGCAUAUUGGUAAUUUACGCGCGAGUACUGCGCAAGCUUCGUCCAGCCAAGCUGAGCAGCCAAAUCAGGCAUCGUCACAGGCGACUGGUCAGCAACCUCAGGCUGGUGAUCAAAAUCAACAGACUUCUCGCGCAUCUCAAGCUUCUGCGCAAGAACCGAGUCAGAAUGGGACGUCGGAAGGAACCGCUAGAGCCGAAUUCGAGGGUACUUUCCCGAUGCCCGAUCAUGGUCAUAUUAUGGGUAUCCUUAAUUCGAUUCUGCCCAUGUUUAGUAAUGUCGUCUUCAGAAGGAGUAAUACCACCGGAUCUAGUACUCCGCCUACCGAAAAUGGUGCUGAAAGAAAUACCCAAGAAAGACCGACCUCCAGAACACGUUUCCAAUACACUUCAAACGUGAAUAUCCACCCUGGUGCUAUCCACAUCGAAAUCGACCCAGUCACUCGUAAUAUUCAAACAAAUCACACACCUAGCACCAACACCAACGCCGAGUCGUCCUCUUCAUCUCGUACUCGUAGAUUCCGUCGCCCUCCUCGACCUCGUAUGCCUGGCCAAAGACCAAGCCGUAGACCGAGAGCUUAUGCUAUGUCUGUUAAUCGCUCCGAACCCACCGCUGCCGAAACUGCUUCGGCUGAAGCUGCAUUUAUGGCCUCGUUCGACGGUACCGGAACACUUUGGCCUAUGUCGUCUGCAUCUUCUUCAUCUUCGUCGUCGUCGUCUAGCUCAUCGUCGUCGGAUAUCGAUUCGCCUGAUACGAGACACGAAGAAAAGAAGGCUAAGAAAGAGAAACGUUCAGAAUACACUCCUUGUAAGACUAUCAAGAAUAUGUAUUCGGCGGUGAAAAAAGAAACGGUACGUUAUUUAUUGGGAAGUCAAAAAUCCACCGGUGGCAAAGCACCUAAAACCGAAGUUAAAAAUAACACGUAUCCGUUAUUUUCGGAAAAUCAAGAGGCUGUGUUUUUCGAUAUCAUCAAAGCAGUGAUAAACGGUACGUCGAUUGAUCAAAUAAUCGGCGGCGGCGGCGGCAGUAGCAGCAGUAGCAGUGGUAACAGCGGUAGUCAAAAUUUGGAUGAAUUGACGACGUGCGUUAGAUACAAAAUACGCGAUCAUUUAACCGAACGUAACAUUCGUAAUGGCGAUAAAGAUAGCGUACUAAAUGCGGUCAAUAUUUUAAUCAACAACGAUUUAUUCAAAAUGAAGUACUUGCUGGACUCGGAUAGCGUUAAACAAGAAAUCGAUUUAGUAUCAACGUUGUGUAAAUUUAAUCAAGACAGUGUUCCAGAAUUAAUCGAAUUCAUAAUUAAAUCCGAAGAUUUAAACGAAGCAGAUACACGUAAAUUUUCGCAAACAUUCAAUUUCUACGUCGCCCGCCUAUUAACGUUAUUCGUUUACUGCAUCGCCGGAGAUGAUAAAAGUGUGCAUAUUAAAAAAGUACUCGGAUCUGUGGUCGAGGAGGUGAUAAAAAGAUUGCCGGCUAAAGAAGAACUGAUACGGUGGUUAAGAAAGGACCUAAUCAAUCACGUUAUCUCGUAUUCGAAAAUUUGCCAUCCCGAUAAUUUGCCGUCAUUUAUGAGACAUUACGUAGUGUACAGAUUACCUCCUGUUAUGCCGAUCGAAUGUACAGUUGCUACCGCGACCAUCACCAGUUUCGGAACGAAUGACCAACAGAAUACCGAACAGUCUCAACCAAUGGAAGUAGAAGACGCGGCACAAUCAUCCUCAUCGACAUCGAGCGAAGCAUCGUUCGUAUCGUUCAAUUCAGAAGAUAAUAACGCUCAGCAAUCUGCCCAGCAGCAACAACAACAACAACAACAACAGCAACAACCGGCUACGUCUGCCGAGCAGUCGAAUAACAACGAGACCUCAACGACAGUCUCUGGAAAUCCAACCAGCGAUGCUGCGCAGUCUUCAGAAGCAUUACCAGAAGUUGUAUUGAAUUCAGAGGAAUGGCAUAGGUCUUUCCCAUCGGAAUGGGUGCCUAUUAUCGCUCGAGAUAUUCAUAGACUGAGAAGGCAAGGAAGCCAGCCACCGUAUAGUGACGCUUAUUUAUCUGGAAUGCCCACUAAACGAAGAAAAUUGAUUAAAAAUAAUAAACCAGAUCUCAAUAACAGUAAUCAAUUAAUUACCGAAAAUCUAUCAUCGGCUAUCGAUUCAGCCGGAUUGUCGUCUUCGAUAGGCGCUAUAACGAGUCAAGUUAACGAAACUGCCGCCGGUCAGAGUAGUUUAUCUGAGAUAGUUAAGGAAGAAUUGAAAGAAAACGUUCGCGAAAAUAUAGUUCAACAAUCGGAUUUCUUACCACGACGAUUCCCCGAUUCUACCAAGUAUUUCAUGGAUAAGUAAACAAAAAAAAAGACUAGAAAUCAGGCAUAAUGGUUACAGUUUCUCGUUUCUUUUUUCUCUAUUUUUUUUCUUCUUUUUUUUUGUAUAUUUAUAUUAUAAAUAAAGGCUUAUUUAAUCGGAAUUUUAAUACUAUUAUUAUUUGAUAGCGGUAGUGUAUAUUUUUAAAUUAUUGUUUACUACGUGUUACUACGUUUUAUUAUUAGUCGAAUUCAUUUUUCAAUUUGUACAAUUUUCAAAUUAUUCGCUUUCUAAUGUUAAUGGAUUUAUAAUACGAAUUUAAAAUACAAAAAAAUCAAGUUGA
Planococcus citri (citrus mealybug) is the source of this 4973-nucleotide messenger RNA. RefSeq names its product large proline-rich protein bag6-B. Gene Ontology annotation, molecular function: misfolded protein binding; polyubiquitin modification-dependent protein binding. The transcript has 22 exons. The coding region runs from base 287 to 4672 and encodes 1461 amino acids. Gene Ontology annotation, cellular component: BAT3 complex. NCBI's taxonomy places the organism in Eukaryota, Metazoa, Arthropoda, Insecta, Hemiptera, Pseudococcidae. The record is from RefSeq and is a predicted model, not a curated record.